This is a messenger RNA of Mustela lutreola (European mink), 1268 nucleotides long. RefSeq lists its product as uncharacterized. Lineage: Eukaryota; Metazoa; Chordata; Mammalia; Carnivora; Mustelidae. The record is from RefSeq and is a predicted model, not a curated record. Bases 258 to 947 code for a protein of 229 amino acids. The transcript is spliced from 4 exons.
CCUCAGGUGACUUGACCUCGUUGGCCGCAUCCAACGCGUCUGGCCUCUAUCUCUUCAGUGCAGAUUCAAAUGCCAAAUAUAUUAGCAUUGUGACCUCUGUCAUCUCCCUGGUGGAUGUAUACCACAGUCGUGGUGCUUCGAGGCUCAGGGGACGUGGCCUCCUGGGCAGCAUCCAAAGCGUCUGGCCUCUGUCUCUUCAGUGCAAAUGGAAGUGCAGCACAUCCAGGAGUGUGACCGCUGUCAUCUCCCUGGUGCACAUGCAUCGCAGUGCUCUCCCUUCUCCACUAAGAGCAAAAAAUGAACACAUACCAGGUCUGACUUGGAAUUUUGGAUGGAACUAUGCGGUUCUUCGCAAGCUGCUUUGGAAUGCACUACCACCAAUGGCUUUCUUCGACGUGAUGAAGAGUUUAGUUGGCGACCCGGCAUUUUGGUUGAUGCCUACUAUCAUUGAGGGUGUCCUUAGACAACAUCCAGCAUCCUCCCACCCAGGGAAGACAGUCCUCACACCUACACAGGUCUUUCCUCACCAGAAAACACUUCCAGAGAGGUGCGCUAAUCCGUUUCCCACCUCCCACACUCUUCUGCAUGUUCUGGCUUAUGCCAAGACCCAGGAGGAAAUUAAAAUUUCCUCUGAAUUGAAACUUUACCUUCUCCAAACUGCUGGAUCCCUCACUGGCCCGUGGCGUGAGCCAGGAGUGCUGGUUUAUCAUAUGAAAUUGUGGCUGUUGAUGGGGGUGCACUCUCCCAGCUCAGGAACCAUGAUGAUAUGGCCCCAGGCCUCCAGCUACACUGGGAUUCCUGAGUUCCCUGAUGUAAGAACCAGCCUCCAAGGGCAUGAGCUGCACUCCCUACAGCAGGAGAGUAUGUACUUCCUCACCCUCACACUGGGUACAGCUUUCUGUAGCUUGUAUUGGCCUAGUUUUGAGGCUCCAACUGGAGACCCAUAAGUAACUCUACUUGAGCAGCUGGUUAGUUCCACACCCAGCCAUUCCUCCUGUGUGCUGGGCUCUCAUGCUCUAGCCCCAGGCCAGAGGCCAGGCAGCUUGGGACAGCCCCUCUGCCCGACAGCCUACUGACAUGGUUCAAACUAACCAAUCCCAAGCCUGCCCACCCUGCUUCACCUGUUCCAUCCCAUGGAAACCCCAAGAUAGGUCCUUGUCCACAUUUUCUCUUCAUCUCCUCUGCCUCUCCACCUUAGUCUCCUGACUAAGGUGGCCCUCAGUGGUGCAGACCCCCUCCUGUGGGGACCUUGGAGAAUAAUAAAAUCU